AUGGGCGACACCAAGUGGGGUUUCAGCGCGAAUUACGGUCAUCGCCAUCUUCCCUUCAAGUGGCACCAUGCAGGAUACACAUACUAUGACGUUAACAGCAGUCUGAAGACAUCUUUCCGGCCACCGUCCAUGCCCACAUAUCGGGAUGAUUUUCUUCCAUUGGACACAGACUACCGGGAGCGUGAGCAGAACAGUCGGUGGGCAAUGUCCUGCUACGGAUGCCACCGCAAUCCGGGAUGGCAGGACACCCUGCGCGUGCCGCGCAAUCCGUUCGUGGGCAACAAGCUCCAAGAGAUGAAGUACCUGCGAGAGUUUGGAGCAAAAUCUGUCUCUGCUCCAACGACUCCGCGCCGAUCUGGCCAGCAGCCCGCGGCGCAGUUUCGGAGCCGCGCGUGCUCCACUUCACGGUCGACUCCAAGGAGAAGGACGGAGGAUGUGUUCAAAGCCUCGACCUUAGGAAAGUGGGUAGAUUGA
Molecule: messenger RNA, 474 nt
Organism: Symbiodinium natans
Lineage: Eukaryota; Dinophyceae; Suessiales; Symbiodiniaceae
Source: the annotation of a GenBank genome assembly